Molecule: messenger RNA, 2068 nt
Organism: Durio zibethinus
Lineage: Eukaryota; Viridiplantae; Streptophyta; Magnoliopsida; Malvales; Malvaceae
Product: bZIP transcription factor TGA10-like
Biological process (GO): DNA-templated transcription; regulation of DNA-templated transcription
Molecular function (GO): sequence-specific DNA binding; DNA-binding transcription factor activity
Source: RefSeq, a predicted model, not a curated record
UUUUUCUUUCUUUCUCAUUCUAUCAUAAAAAAUCCUCUUCUCUCUUUCAAAUUAUAACCGACUCUAUUUGGUUCUCUCUUUUUCUUUUUCACGACUAUUUAGAUGAUGGAGGUGGAAAAAAUUAUUUGCAAAGAAAUAAAAGGAAAGUGGUUCCGCCAUUAAUGGUGAAUUAAAGAGCUCUUCAAGAAGAAGAAGAAGAAGAAGCUUAGCUAGCUUGGUUGGGGUUGUUGUUUUCAUGGCUACCAGUAGAGGCAACAUGAACCACCCCAUCCAACUAGACCACCAUCAACAUAAUAAUCAACAUCAUCAUCAUCAUCAUCAUCAUCAAAAUCAGCAGCAACAUCAACAACAACAUCUGCACCGAAUACAAGAGCAUAAUCAACAUCAUCAAAAUCAGAUUCCUUAUGCAAUGAUGCAGUCAUCAUCAUUAUCAUCUUCCAUCCCUGGAAACUUCAUAGGCAAAGAUACAGGAGCUUAUGAUUUGGGUGAAUUAGAUCAAGCACUUUUCCUCUAUCUUGAUGGUGGACAAGACGCUUCCACUGUUCAAGACCAAAGACUUAAUUCUGGAAUGAGACCUCCGACUCUGAACAUUUUCCCUUCACAGCCUAUGCACGUUGAGCCACCAACAUCAACAAAGACAAGUACAGGAUUAGUUUCUCCAGCAACUAGUGGUUCAAAGAGACCAUCAUUGCCUUCCAUGGAGUUGGCCAACGCCAGAAAUGAUGCUUCAGUUUCUGCACCAGAUCAACCAGCAAAAGCUGUCAAGCGUGAGGGGAAUCGCAAAGGGCAAAGGUCAAGUUCGGAGCAGGAAGGACCUAAAACACCAGACCCAAAGACAUUAAGAAGACUUGCUCAGAAUAGAGAAGCAGCAAGGAAAAGCAGGCUAAGAAAAAAGGCAUAUGUUCAGCAGUUAGAGUCAAGUAGGAUUAGGCUUACCCAACUGGAACAAGAACUUCAAAGAGGCAGAGCUCAAGGCAUGUUUUUUGGUGGUGGUAUCCUAGAAGGAGAGCAAGGCCUUCCUGUUGGUAUUAACAAUAUAAGCUCAGAAGCAGCUGUGUUUGACGUGGAGUAUGAGAGAUGGCUAGAAGAGCACCAUCGACUCAUGUGCGAGCUUCGAGCAGCGGUUCAAGAGCAUAUACCGGAGAACGAGCUUCGGAUUUUCGUCAACAACUGUUUAGCACACCUCGACGAGAUGAUGAACCUAAAAGGCAUGUUAGCCAAAACCGAUGUAUUUCAUCUUGUGUCUGGCAUUUGGAAGACUCCAGCUGAACGAUGCUUCAUGUGGAUGGGUGGAUUUCGGCCAUCGAGGCUCAUCAAGGUUAUACUGAAUCAGAUUGAGCCAUUGACGGAGCAGCAGAUGGUGGGCUUAUGUGCAUUGCAGCAAUCGACACUGGAAGCUGAAGAAGCUCUAUCACAGGGCUUGGAAGCUCUGAAUCAGUCUCUUUCUGAUAUUAUAACUUCUGAUUCACUGAGCUGCCCUCCUAACAUGACUAACUACAUGGGCCAAAUGGCCAUCGCGAUGAACAAGCUCUCCACCCUCGAAGGUUUUGUUAGACAGGCAGAUAAUCUGAGGCACCAAACCAUACACCGGCUGCACCAAAUCCUGACGACCCGUCAAGCUGCAAGGUGUUUGCUGGCGAUUGCUGAGUACUUCCAUCGCCUAAGAGCUCUCAGCUCUCUCUGGUUGGCUCGACCUCGGCAGGAAUAAUAGAAGAGCUAGGCCAUAGUGCUCUGAAUUAUAAUUAUUGUCUACUUUGACGUCUCCCCCUUUCUACACAGAGAUGUAUAGAUAGACGAGUUCACAAUAGAUUAAAAUUUAAAUUAAAAACAGUACAUCUGUAGCAGUUCUCUCAUUGUACUGAUUUUUCUUCUUUGGAAAAAGAAAUCCUCCACAAAAAAGCAAUGAUUUCGCAGCCAUUUCUGACUGAUUAGAAAGAGAUAGAAAUGGCUAAGAAGAAGAAGACAAAAAGCAUUGAGAAUAGGGAAGAAGGUUUGAUUCUUUAUUUAUUUAUUUUGGGUGUAUUUUUGUGCUUACGAAGAAAGCCAAAAAACUAUCUGGUUUUAAGAA